AUGAUUGAUUGGAAAGAGGAAAGAAGAAGAAGAAGAAGCAGGAAGAGGAGGAGGUGGAAAAAGAAAAAACAAAAAGGAAAAGAAAAGGAAAAGGAAGAAGAAAAUAGAAAAAAAAAAAAAAAAUUUUUUUCCCGUCGCGAUAUCACGUUAAAAACUGCUGUUAAUGUAAAAGCAUACAAACGAACCAAACGUCAAGCGAUGGAAGAAUUCUCAGACGAGGAUGGAAAUUCCGAAUCGGAAUCCGUUAGAAUGAAAAUAAAAAUAAAAAGUGGAAAAGGAGGAAGAGGAAGCACGAGAAGGAGGAAAACUCAACCAAGGUAUACGAAUAGCGAUGACAAAGACGAAGAUGAUUGA
Molecule: messenger RNA, 354 nt
Organism: Pediculus humanus corporis (human body louse)
Lineage: Eukaryota; Metazoa; Arthropoda; Insecta; Psocodea; Pediculidae
Exons: 2
Coding region: 1-354 (117 amino acids)
Source: RefSeq, a predicted model, not a curated record